UGAGAGCGCUGCGAGCAUGUGAAUGCUGUUCAGACAAAAUGGCUUUUUUCUCGUUUUGAAUAUCUUAUGUCUUUGAAGAGUGGAUUUAGGUUGGACCACUCUAACACACUUUCCUGAUUUUAGACAAAGCUCAUGGAGGGACAGCAUACACUGAGCAUGGAGAACACCUCCCUGCACAUGAACCUUUCAUCAAGACUAAACAAUUCCUUUCCAGUAUCCUUGCCUGGCUUGGAGUACAGCGAAGGAGAGGUUAUCUUAAUUAUCAUCUUAAUGGUGAUUCUGAUUGUAGGCAUUGUCUUCGGCAAUGUGCUGGUCAUCAGUGCUAUUGUAAAAUUCCAGCGUUUGCAGACAGUCACCAACUACUUCAUCAGUUCCUUGGCAUGUGCAGAUCUGGUCAUGGGCCUCAUGGUAGUGCCAUUUGGUGCAUGCUACAUUCUCCUAAACAAGUGGCACUUCGGAAAAUUCUUCUGUGAGUUUUGGACGGCUACAGAUGUAUUGUGUGUGACCGCUAGUAUUGAGACAUUGUGUGUGAUUGCACUGGACCGAUACUUGGCAAUUAUGUGGCCUUUGCGCUAUCAGUCAAUGCUUACGAAGCACAAGGCCUGUGGGAUGCUCAUAGGGGUGUGGGCAGUGGCCGCCCUAAUCUCUUUCCUGCCCAUUCACAUGGAGUGGUGGGUGUCAGAUGAACCUGCGGCAUUGAGCUGCUUGGAAAACCCAACCUGCUGUGACUUCAACACUAACGCUGCCUAUGCUGUGACCUCCUCCAUUAUCUCCUUCUACAUCCCACUGGUCAUCAUGGCAUUUGUGUACAGCCGGGUCUUCCAGGAGGCCCGUAGACAACUUCAGAAAAUUGACCGCAUUGAAGGGCACAUACGCACACAGAGCUUAAGCACUCAGGAGGGAAAUGAGGUAAAGAACUGGAAGACCAAGUUCUGCAUGAAGGACCACAAAGCUCUGAAGACCUUAGGAAUCAUUAUGGGAACCUUCACCCUUUGCUGGCUCCCGUUUUUUGUGCUUAAUGUGGUAGCAGCCAUAUGGAAGAUGGACAACAUCAUGUUGCCAUUCAGGAUAUUGAACUGGAUUGGCUACGCUAACUCUGCAUUUAACCCCUUGAUCUACUGCAGGAGUCCUGAGUUUAGAUGCGCAUUUCAGGAAAUCCUGUGCUGGAGAACUUCUCAACUAUCUUCCACAAAGAAUAACAAAGUAUAUAACUACAGCAGCCACAUCAUGACCACAAGUCAACAUAAAGACCACCACACAAUGAGAGCCCUCACCAGCUUGCAAAAUAUUAAUGGAUGUUGACUGUUUAACUGCAGGUACCAAAGGCAUUGUAACAAAAAUUUAAAACGUUCAUAGUCCCUGUAUACAAUUUUAAAGCACCAGAGAUCUUUCAGUUUAAGCCCACUAUUGUCUGUCACAAAACCUUUUUUUAGGUUUUGUAGUUCUUGAACCAUGAUGAUUUGCCUGUAUUUACACAGUAUUUAUUAUGUUUUGUUGGCAUAUGCUUACAAUUUUAUUGAAAGAAUCAGAACUAAUGAAACUAAAGUAACUUUUACUAAAGUAACUAUUUCUGGACAAAGAAGAAAAUGUGUGCAAGAAAUAGAGGACAGAGUUUAAAAUGCUAGACAGUCUACCUUUUCAUCCAUCAGUCUUCAUGUUUUAAUUUUCAAGCUAAAACCUGCAUGGAUAGUUCAUUCAUAUAUAAAAAUAUACAUAUAAAAAUGCCUCAACUUAUAAACAGAGUCUAGAUUUAUACCAUAAAUUGUGCAUUACAUAUCUUUAAGAUCGUCAAAGGGUUGUUUUGCACUAUACAGACUUGUUACAUUCCAUUAAGAGCUUUGGCUCGCAGAAAGCCAGGGUCUUCAAUAUCUCUGAGCACUCCUUCAGAGAGAGAAAAUAUAACCUUAUGAUGUGGGACAACAGGUGCACAUUGCUGUCUGUGCUAUAACCAGCUGUUCUUCUUGAAACGAAAAAGGCAGGAGAGCCAUAUAGUUCUCUCCAAGCCCUUCAACCAUUCCCUGUUAAAAUUUCCACUGGAAAACUGUUUUAAGGUUACAGCUGAAGUUUUGUUCUAUAAAGGUUCUUAUAUAAAGUAUUUAUAUAAGGUCUGCCACAGGCUGGGUGGCAAAAUAAUGAUGCCGUAUUUACCAUGUAACUAUUUGCUAGGAAGGUGCAAAGAUUCUCAUUGUUUAACACUAUUUAAAUGUUGAGUUUGUAAAUCUUAACAAAAUAAUAACAAAACACCUAUUUCUUAUAUAGCUUCUGGCCUCCAUUUCAUAGGGGUAAAUUUCCAUUACUAUUGUGGUACUGUUUAAAGUACAGUUGGUACAGUCCAUUUGGCAAAGACUUAAGCAAUCAAUUGAUAUUGAAAUUGCUUAUUUUUAUCUGUGUUGUUUUAUAUAAUCGCCAGGGCAGUGCAUGACGUACAGUGUGUACAUAUUUACUAAUACAGUAUGUCACAGGCAUUGGACAUAUUGAACAGCUUAUGUGCUGUUAGCCAGGGUGAUGCCAUAAUCAUUUAUUUUUGGGCAGUAGUAAAAUGGGGAGUUUGAGAAUUGUAAAAUAAUUAUAAAAAAAUAUUGUGUUACUUAGCAAACUAAUGUUCCUUUUUUCAGCUUAGAAAAGAUUUUCAAAAUAAAUUUUGACUACAAUUUGUUCUAUGUUGUCCUCCUUACGGUAUAAUAACUAUAUAUACUAUUAGGAACUGAUUGAUAUUACUGUACUAUAUUACUAUAGGGUUUAGGGUUAGUUAAUUUACUAUUAUAAGGUUAUACUUUAUUUUGAUAGUCCACUUUAAACAUUCUACUACCUAUAAACACCUUUGUAACUACAUGUGGACUACAUGUGAACUGAUUCUUAUUAAUUUGCAACAUUUCUACUAACUCUCAAAGUAGAC
Puntigrus tetrazona (Sumatra barb) is the source of this 2896-nucleotide messenger RNA. It is a transcript of the gene adrb2b, whose product is annotated as adrenoceptor beta 2, surface b. Gene Ontology annotation, cellular component: membrane. The transcript is spliced from 2 exons. Gene Ontology annotation, molecular function: norepinephrine binding; beta2-adrenergic receptor activity. The record is from RefSeq and is a predicted model, not a curated record. The coding region runs from base 133 to 1302 and encodes 389 amino acids. Lineage: Eukaryota; Metazoa; Chordata; Actinopteri; Cypriniformes; Cyprinidae. Gene Ontology annotation, biological process: adenylate cyclase-activating adrenergic receptor signaling pathway; negative regulation of smooth muscle contraction; norepinephrine-epinephrine-mediated vasodilation involved in regulation of systemic arterial blood pressure.